Molecule: messenger RNA, 747 nt
Organism: Salvia splendens (bonfire salvia)
Lineage: Eukaryota; Viridiplantae; Streptophyta; Magnoliopsida; Lamiales; Lamiaceae
Product: transcription factor MYB36
Exons: 3
Coding region: 1-747 (248 amino acids)
Source: RefSeq, a predicted model, not a curated record
AUGGGGAGAGCUCCAUGCUGUGACAAAGCCAAUGUGAAGAAGGGGCCAUGGUCUCCUGAAGAAGAUUUUAAACUAAAAUCAUACAUAGAUCAAUACGGCACCGGAAACAACUGGAUUGCUCUCCCACACAAAAUCGGUUUGAAGAGAUGUGGGAAGAGUUGCAGGCUGAGAUGGCUCAAUUACCUUAGGCCUAACAUCAAGCACGGCGGAUUCACCGAGGAAGAAGAUAACAUCAUUUGCAGCCUCUACAUCAGCAUUGGCACCAAGUGGUCUAUAAUCGCGGCUCAGUUGCCAGGGAGAACAGACAACGACAUCAAGAACUACUGGAACACGCGGCUAAAGAAGAAACUCCUUGGCCGCCAUAUGAGGAAGUCUAGCUCGAGCAUACCGGCCUUCGAUCUGCACAACCUGAGCAGCUCAGCCAUGGAGAGACUGCAGCUCCACAUGCAGCUGCAGUCCCUCCAAAACCCUUUCUCUCUCUACAACAAUCAGAAUCCACACUUGAAUCUCAUGAACCAAAUCGCCUCUCCUGCUCUCGGACAAGAAGAUUCGUUGAAGAUUCCGUUUCCGGGAUCUGAGAUGGUGGAGCAGAAUAUUCCUGUCUUACUCAACGAUAAAUCAUGCGGUUUUGCUGCGGAGAAUGUUAAGAGAGUUGAAGAUGAGUUGGAUUGUUUUAAGGAAAUGGGUGAUAAUCUUGCAUGGUGGUGUAACGAAUUCGAGCUCAACGGCGGUGAUUCGUCAAUCUGA